Xenopus laevis (African clawed frog) is the source of this 2773-nucleotide messenger RNA. RefSeq lists its product as uncharacterized. NCBI's taxonomy places the organism in Eukaryota, Metazoa, Chordata, Amphibia, Anura, Pipidae. Bases 322 to 2304 code for a protein of 660 amino acids. The transcript has 15 exons. The record is from RefSeq and is a predicted model, not a curated record.
GGGCUUGGAACUGUCAACGGAUGAAUGACCCUCAUUGUGUUAAAGGAGAAUUCAACCCCCCACUAUAAAACCCCUAAGCUACAUACAGGGCCAUAUUUAUAUAUACCACCCCUAUCCACAUUGUGGAUGGCAAGCUUUCUUCCAAACAGCAGAACACAAUGUGGUUGUCAUUAUCUUUGCAUUUAUUAAAGACGUUCUGCACCAAAAGCUGCAAAAAUCUGUCUGUUCUGUACAUUUUAGGACAUGCUGAGGGGAGUGUAACAGAGGUCUCACAACUGAUAAAUAACAGGCGAGGGAGGAGGGGAGUGGGGCAGUGCCGUCAUGUCAACUUCUACACCAAAUCAAGACUUUUGUGCCUUCUGUCACCAGUGGGAGCAGAAUGAGGAGACGGGUGACUUGCUUAAGACCAGUGAUGAUAAAAUAACAGCCCAUUUUUACUGCAUGAUCUUUUCACCUAACGUGAUAGCAACAAAUUCACCCCAUGAAGAGUUUGGUGGCUUUGAUAGACAAACUGUAGAAGAUGAAAUCAAACGUGGAAAAAGGAUGAAAUGCAGCAAGUGUAACAAAACUGGAGCAACUAUUGGGUGUGAUGUCAAAUCUUGCCGAAAAACCUAUCAUUAUAUGUGCGCAAAGUCUGACCGUGCAUCAAUUAUUGAAAAUGAAGGAAAAGAACAAUAUUUAAUUUACUGUAUUAAACAUAGAGAAGACAAGCAGGAUGGAAAUGAAGUUAGUUCUGAUACAAGAUCAGUUUCCAGCACCAGUUUAUCUACAGAGAAUUCUGAUGCAUCGACCAAACAAAAUAAUAAGAGGAAAAUGGAGAAAAAAAAGGAAGAAACACCAAGAUGCAAGAGACGUCUAAUUCCUAACACUGAUACUGUAAAUUUGCAAGGGUUUGAUGGCAGAUCUCCCUCUUCAGACAACGUGCAAACCAUUAAUGAGGACAAGGAUGCAGAUAAUGUCACAGACCAUUCAUCGGAAAUUCCAGUACAUGAGCAGGCUGAGGGGUUGCAUGUAGGAGACACACUAGUUGAACAUAAUGCUGUUCCUGUCAGUGCAGAUGAUACCUCUGCAGAAGUAUAUGCCAAAAAAGUCAAGCUAGUGAACAACAGUUUAGCUGAGGAUCCCACGUGCUCUGCUUAUGUAAAAAACACCUCAAAAUCACAGAGUGAAAAUGGCUGUAAAGGAAAAACUUUAACAAAUCCUUGUUGUACAAGCUCACCCAUUGUACAAAGCAUAUCUGUGGCACAAAACAGCAAUUCUGCUUAUGAAAAUGGCAUUAGUGUGGCACAACCUACAAACUCACCAUCUAAUGGAAAUGUAUCGAAUUCACUGUGUGUUGCGGGCUCCCAGAAUGAAGGUGGAGGAGGAAUGGAGGAGGAAUUAAUGGAUGGAACAACAGCAGUGCUACCUAGGCCCCUUCCAACCCAAUCAGCACAGCCAAGUGAAAACAUUCAUGGAAUGAACAGAAGAUUACUUGAGCAACCAGUGAUUGUCCCUGGAGAAGCCAGCAACCCCAUUAGACCAAUGGAUAGAAAUGUGGAGCAAACUAUGAGCAUUUCUGACUUUAAUGACACAUCCGAAGGGACUCCUGAAUGUUUCUCUGAAGAAAACAGGGCAUCACAAGGGGAAGCUUUGCACUAUCUUAAAGUAAUAUGUAUACCAGUGUCACAGGAGAUUACAGCUGUAAAUGAUUCGACAAAUGUGAAAAGAUCAUCAGGAGCAGAGGCUUCCUACUCAUAUGAUAAACCAACAGAGUAUACAGAGCCUCGAGCUGUACACUGCACCUCAGUGCCACAAAGUGAAGACUCUCAACCAUCAGAGGCACAGUGCAGCAAUGUAGCUAUGGCUCCGGGUACAAUAUCCCCCAGCUGCUCCUCUUACAACCAAGCUGAGUGUCCAAGCUCCCCUACAGUACCCAAUAUGUGUGGUUCUUCUGAAGAAGUACGUAAUGCUGAAAACCAAGAAGGGCCAUUUGCAGACAUGCAUUUUUCUACAAAAAUUGAAGUCAUCAAUGAAUACAUAAGAAUUAAAAAGCAAAGAGAUACAGGUGCUGCCCAACAAUUCUGGACUAUGUGCCAAGAAAUCCAAUGCAGCAAACCCUUACUGGAACUGAUUGAGAACUCUGUAAGAUCAGUUACUCAAAAAGUCCUUAAUGGAGAGGCUGAAAAUGAGGAUUAUGAAACAGCAUUUAGAUACCUGUGCACAAGCAGAAAUAUUGAAGGUGUCUUUCUACAAGAAAUGGAAAAGACAAUUCAGGAUCUUCUAAAAGCUAAAGAACUACUGCAAGCACUAAAUUCUUUCUGAAUAAACAGGAACUAAACUGCUCUUUUGUAUCUCUUGUGGUUUUACAUUUGCAAAGACUCAUUUGCCUCAUAAACCUCAAAUUUCGCUGUUGUUUUUUGUUUUUUUUUUCUCAACUUUCUUUUUAUUUAAAUCAGAUUUCACUUUUCCCAAAGGACUGUAUAUAAAUCGCUGUUGUUUUUUUUUAACUAAGUUCUUUGGUACUGGUGCAUGAAAGUAUGGGUUUUAACAUAAACAUUAUAGUCAUAAAGCAAAAUAUUUUUUUUUUUCUUUAAAAACAAAAUUGUGACUUGCCUACAUUUGUCUGAACAAUGAUAUGUUGCAAUGUCAAUGUUUUCUGUAAAUAAGAACACAGCUGGUGCCAUGAAUUUGAAAGGCACUGCAUGUACACAAGCAAAAUUCGAAUGAACUUGACUGUGCUUCAGGAGUAAUGCAUGCAAACCACAAUCGUUGUGUAGGGAUGUGAAAAUCU